GGCGGAGCCAAGCAGGAGGAAGUGGUCUCACUGCUCCAAGAAAACCGGUCACCAGCAUUCAUACUCCGGCAAUUUAUCCGAACUUCUCCAUCGCCACAGCUGCCCACAGGAUAAAUCGCACCGCCAAUCCUCCACCUGCGCAUAGUUUACUCUGCCAUUCACGUCUAGGCAGUGUGUUUAUGCGCCAAGAUCUAAAAAUAUCCGUGUAGGACUUGGAGAUUAACUGCUGAAUUAUAAUGGAGACGCAGAUCCAUGUGCCCGUAGGGUCUCCGGCAAUUACGAAAAUACCGGUUUUUGUGGACGAACACAAUGUCACGGAAGGUGCACUGAAGCUUAUAAAAGAGCUACGACCAGCGUGGGACACAAGCGAUGUUAAGACGAAGCUCUUCAAAGAUGGCACUACAAACAAGCUGGUGGGCUGCUAUGUGGAUGAUAGUCCAGAGGAUGUAGUGCUGGUGCGAGUUUAUGGGAACAAGACAGAGCUGAUUGUGGACAGAGAUAAUGAGCUCAAAAGCUUUCAGGUACUGCAUGCAAAUGGCUGUGCGCCCCGACUGUACUGCACCUUUCAGAAUGGCAUCUGCUAUGAGUUUAUGGAGGGAGACGCUCUGGGCACACAGGACGUCAGAGACCCUUCACUCUGCAGACUUAUAGCCAGAGAGAUGGCUCGUAUCCACGCCAUCCAUGCACACAAUGGCUGCAUCCCCAAAUCCAACCUGUGGAUUAAAAUGCGCCAGUACUUCUCUCUGGUGGCUACAGAGUUUACUGACCAGGCAUCUAAUAUCAGGAUCCAGCAGGAGGUCCCUAGUCAGGCAGUGCUGGAGCAGGAGAUGGCAUGGAUGAAAGAGCAUCUGUCCACACUGGGCUCCCCUGUGGUGCUGUGCCACAACGACAUUCUCUGCAAGAACAUCAUCUACAACAGCAAAGAGGGUCACGUGCGCUUUAUAGACUAUGAAUACUCCAGCUACAAUUAUCAGGCCUUCGACAUUGGCAACCACUUCAACGAGUUUGCAGGUAUGGCAGAGCCUGACUUUGAGCUUUACCCAAGCCGGGAAAUGCAGAUGGAAUGGCUCCGAGAGUACCUGCAGGCCUACAAGUUUUUCACCAAUAAGAGUGAGGAGAUCAGCCAAGCAGAACUGGAGACACUUUACGUACAGGUCAACAAGUUUGCCCUGGCAUCUCAUUUCUUCUGGGGAUUUUGGGCUCUGAUCCAGGCCAAGUACUCCUCCAUAGAUUUUGACUUUCUCGGGUAUGCUGUCCUACGUUUCAACCAGUACUUCAAGACCAAACCAGGAGUGAUGGCGCUUCAGGUCCCAGAAUAACUUCAGCUGUUUAAACUUAGAGACUUGACUCUGAGGGUCAGAGAUUGUAGUUGGACUUUAUGAUUUGGACCAACUUGGCAUUUCUUCUGCAAGUGCUACUUUUAAUUUCUCUUUCUGUAAGUCAGCUCCAAGUCAAAUUUUCAAACGUUUGAGUGUGUGUAUGGUUGAAUGUGUAUGGCUGAAUGUGUAUCAUCUAGUUUGUCUGGACUGAUCUGUCCUGCACUCCCUCUUUGGGCAGCUGAACCAGGUGUAUGGCAUCUUAAGCUGUCAUACAGGGACUAAACUGUCCAUGGCAGUCAGUGUAAGGGCACAGACUCUUGUACUGUGUCCCAGGCUGUGACCAAAACCUGUGCAGACUUUUCUCUGUGUAGUUGCUUCCGUCUUGGGAAGUGUUAGGAUCUGCUGGUUUAUUGCAGUGAAUCUACUUCUAAGACUUGUGUCUACUUACUUGUUUAGUGCAAACUGCUGCUGCUAACAAAUGUGAAAUCUGAGAUUUUUAUUGUGCACUACCGUGAAAUAGUUGUCUACAGAGACAGGUAUGGGUAAAGACAUCACUAUCUUUAGUAAGGCUGGGUACCUAUAAAUGUUUAUAGGUAUCAGUACUUGAAAAAUACCUGGUUUUCGGUACCAGAACCUCAACUGUAUUUUUUUCAGUAGCUUUUCCUGUAUUGAUCGUUAUAGAUGAAGCAGGUACUGCUGAUCCUAAUGAACAUUACAUGACUUUGAAAUGCAGCCAAUUCUAAAUAAGAUUGCCUCUUGCUCUUGUUAUACAAUUUUAGAAGUAGCAGUAGUUUGUUCCAUGUGAUUCACCUGUUCACAUGAACCUCUGGCCUUCAAGUCAAACUCAUGUUCCGACCACACAGUCACCCAUGUCAUUAGUUGGUCUUUAUCAUUUCAUCAGCGUUCAGCUUUCUAAUGUAGAGACAGGACAAGUUAAUUCACAGAGCAGUCUCUACAUUUGUGUUCCAGCCACCUCACUCAGUCUCUUGUUUCUACUGAGUGUGGUUGAAUAGCUUAAUUCUUAUGGCCAUUUCUGCAUGGACCUUUUUCCGCACAGACGUUUUUCUGCCUACUUGACUUUUAUGUUCACCACAAAUGCUUGGAUAACUUUUCCAUCAAACGUUUCCGAGCUUUUGAAAAAUCCCAACCUUCCUCACCUCUGCCACCGCACUGCCCCUGGAUUUAUUCAUUUAUCGAUACAGAUCCAAAUAGUUGUGCAUAUGAGCAGCUGCAUAUAAUAUACAUAUUUCAUUAAAAUAAAAUGAUAUAUAGAUCCUCUUAGUGUAGUGUACUACUUUUCAAAAUCAGAGAGUACAUCAUAAAGAAAAAGUUGGUAGAAAUAUCCAUAAAUCACUUUAUGUAUGAUAUCUGUCCAAUGGUCAGUUGUACCUGCAGGGGGAGUCACUGAGCUCUCAGCUUUGUCUUUUGCUGCUUGUCUCAAGUAACGGGACAUUUGAAUAAUUGACAUGUUUCAGGCUCUAGCACAGGACACCAGAUGACUGACAUUAGUAGCUACAUUAGUUUUCAGCCUGGCUUAUAAAAGUCAAGUUAACCUGAAAAGAACUUGCACCAGUGAUAUACCGUCAGUUGUGCAUUUUGUUUAAAACACUUUUGGUGCUUUAUAGAAUACAUUGGCAAAAGUAGGAUGGAUCAUCACAAAAACGGCAACUAAAUGUAAAGAAAGGCAUUGACAUGGACAUAGAAGGUCCAGUGAUUCUUUCUCAAUGUGGAACAAAAUGUCCAGUGGCACCACUGAGUGGCACAAACAUUAGCAGCUAAUUUUACUGGUCUAAAAAGUUUAUUCUCAAGUGAUCUGUUGCACUCUGAUUCUCAAGUUUACUUUCUCUUUGCACUGACAAUGAUGAUAUUUCAAGUGUGAAACGUUAUGUAAUCAGUAAUUUCAGGUUCAGUCACAGCUUGUUUCCAUCGAGAUGGUAUUGCUUUGCCUGGAAUGUUCCACAGUAUAGCAAUAUACUUUUGCAUAUUAAAUUGCAGGUGUUUUUGCAAAAAAUGCUCUUGGAAUAAAGUGACCUACUUGAUUCCAUGGAGAAAGAUAAGUUGUGGAAUUAUGGAACAUUUUAGGCAAAGAAAUUAUCCAUGGAGACAAGCAGGUGGGGCCCUCCUCCAUAAAAGUUACGUAGUGCACCUUUUGAAUAUGAAGAGGGUGAAUUUGUGAUGACCAAAAUAAAAUGAAGUUAAUGAAAAACAAUUGAGACCAAUAGAGAGAUUGCUAUGUUACCUUAAAGCAACUACAUUCUUGUAGCUGGACUCAAGUUCCAUACAAGCCAUUGAAGUUUGUCUACUUGAAAAAUGCUUUAUUUAUUGUGUGACUUCAACUUAUUGUCUGAAUGCCUCUGAAUAGUUUGCUUUGCAGUUACAAUAUUUUUGUUUGAGAAUGUACUAACUUAAUUAUGAGACACUGUAUACAUAACUGUUAUUAAUGCUGAUCAUUUUGUAAUGCUUUGACUGAACUGAGCUGUGAGAUCAUGUACUCGAUCCGGACUGGGG
Messenger RNA from Periophthalmus magnuspinnatus, 3827 nucleotides. It is a transcript of the gene etnk2, whose product is annotated as ethanolamine kinase 2. NCBI's taxonomy places the organism in Eukaryota, Metazoa, Chordata, Actinopteri, Gobiiformes, Gobiidae. Gene Ontology annotation, biological process: phosphatidylethanolamine biosynthetic process. The transcript has 9 exons. Bases 237 to 1319 code for a protein of 360 amino acids. Gene Ontology annotation, molecular function: ethanolamine kinase activity. The record is from RefSeq and is a predicted model, not a curated record. Gene Ontology annotation, cellular component: cytoplasm.